This is a messenger RNA of Fusarium verticillioides 7600, 135 nucleotides long. RefSeq lists its product as hypothetical. Bases 1 to 135 code for a protein of 44 amino acids. NCBI's taxonomy places the organism in Eukaryota, Fungi, Ascomycota, Sordariomycetes, Hypocreales, Nectriaceae. The record is from RefSeq and is a predicted model, not a curated record. The transcript is spliced from 2 exons.
AUGGUUCACAAGCUUUGUCGGUGGGAAGCCAGAUCCCUGGCAACGGCACAGGUUUCGCAGUACGGCAAGAGCGAGUACUGUACGCGCUACAAGCCCAAGGUACCAGACACAGGAAUGAGAUGGUGCUGCUGCUGA